CGACGCACGACGUCCCUGCCGUCCGGCUUUAGGUUGCUCACGGUCAUCAUGGCUACAUUUUGGUAGACCUUUAAAGGUCGACUAUGGUAUACCAUCACAAAACCUUUAUACAACUUUUAAUACCGUGUUUUAGUAAGCCAAUCAGAAAAUAGUACACGGCACAGCGAGACGUGAUUUGUGAAAGUCAUGGACUAGUUGUGGUUCUGAUUUUUUUUUUGCCAUUUGCCAGCAAGCCAGUUGCCCGGUCGAACCUUCGUCACGACUAUAGUCGAAUUUAACUACUAAACGGUAAACGCUUUGAAAAAGACAUUAACUAACGAAACAGAAUAGGUAAACGACUAAAUAUUUAAGCUAUUGCUUAAAGUAAGACCUACUGAGAAAAAUAUACAAAGGAUAAAUAAUGCCACAAAAAAAGGACACUAAAAAUAUUAAAAAAAAACUUGAAACAAUUAAUACCUUGAGACAUUAUUUUCCAUCUCUAUUAAUAAAGUAUAACCAGUGUCUAAGUCAAUUGCCAAAAGACAAUAAGUUGACCGAUGAAAAUCUUAUGUCUGUGUUCAGGAUAAUGUGGACAAUUAAUAUGUUGCUCAAGAGUUAUUUAGGCAGUGAUGCGGUCAGUCACAGUGAACUAAGACAUGAUAUAGAAAGUUGUAUUGAUAUGAAAUCAGUUCUAAAAGAGGUGUAUAAAACUCUCUGGAAGCUCAACUCUCUAUUAAUUUAUGAGUUCCACUUCGAUACAUGAAUUCAACACAAGGAUAUUUAAAUAACAGAGUGACAGUUCAAAACAAAAUCGUAAAAUGGAAACAUUUUUUAUUUACUAUAACUUUAACAAAAUAUGGAUGUAUACAAAUUUAAAAGAGUUACUUAUCAAUUAUAAUUUAUUAAAGUAAAUUACUAAAUAUGUUACAUUGUCUAAAAAUUAUACUAAAGAACACAUUUAUUGUUAGUUGAAUUAUCCACCCAGGUCACAAAGUCUUCCAAGGUCUAAAACUCUAAACAUAUUGUUCAUUCAUUUUUUUUUUUUUUUAUAUUUAAUCU
Messenger RNA from Acyrthosiphon pisum (pea aphid), 1038 nucleotides. RefSeq lists its product as uncharacterized. NCBI's taxonomy places the organism in Eukaryota, Metazoa, Arthropoda, Insecta, Hemiptera, Aphididae. The transcript has 4 exons. The record is from RefSeq and is a predicted model, not a curated record. Bases 401 to 742 code for a protein of 113 amino acids.